GAGGCAUCUGAGCGUGUGCAGAUCAGUCGGUGAGCAGACGGAGGAGAAGUCAGACGGAGCAGUGCGGGAAUCAAACUGACAACCUGCAAGGGACAAACCAACGAGCCAACAGGAAGAGCAACAGGUGUGUGUCUCCAUGGCAACAGGUGUGGGCAUGUUGCUGGUUGUGUGUAUCAGCGUGUGUGCAGCGUUUAACCUCGACACAUCAUUUCCACUGCUGAAGAUGGGCGAACGAGGAAGUCUGUUUGGAUUUUCUGUUGCUCUGCACCAAGACCUGAAGACAGAGAGCUACCUGCUAUUAGUCGGAGCCCCCAGAGAGAAGGCGGAGCCAAAUGUUCCAGCCAAUCACACAGGAGGAGUGUACACCUGUCCAAUCAGUGCCAACCCGUCAGACUGCAGGAGGAUGAAGCUCAUAGAUCCAACCAAGAUCCAUGCUGAUGAACUGGUCGAGGACAUGUGGUUGGGCGUCUCAGUAGCCAGUCAGGGCCGGCCUGGGGGGCGUGUCCUGGCAUGCGGUCACCGCUUCACAAAACUCUAUGGAGCGUUCAAUUUAAGGCAAAUGAUUGGCCACUGUUAUCUCCGUGGAAACGACCUGCGGUACGACGAGAACGACUCUAAUUGGCAGGACCCCGAACAGUCCUGCAGUCAUCUGGGUGAUUUCACUGGUGAGGUCAUGUGCGGGAUGGGGAUGUCAGCGGCCAUCACUCAAAGCGAAGUCAUUGUUGGCUCGCCUGGAAGCUUCGAAUGGCAAGGAAACGUCCAAGUCUCCUGGAUGAACCCUGACGAUGAGUUUGACACCAAGAAGAGCUCCUUCUCCAACCAGAAGCACAGGAACAUCUACAUCGGAUAUUCUGUCGCUCAGGCUCCUCGCCUUCUCUCUGAGGAUGAUGAAACCAUCGUAACAGGAGCUCCUCGGGACCGUAUGGAAGACGCUCAUGGCUCGGUGCUGCUGGCCGUCAAGCGCUCUGAUAAACUGAUGAUUCGCCAGAAGCUGCGCGGUCAACAGAUGGGCUCGUAUUUUGGGAACGCCUUGGCAGUUACUGACCUCAAUAAUGACGGGUGGAACGACCUGCUGGUGGGCGCUCCUUUUUAUUUCCACCGUCAGACGGAGGUGGGCGGGGCAGUUUAUGUCUACGUGAACGUAGGAGGGAGGUUCAAUUCUGAGCCCAGCGUAGUGCUGAAGGGGCCGGCGGGGUCGGCAUUCGGCAUGGCUGUGGCCGCUGCAGGAGACCUCAACCAGGACGGCUUCCAGGACUUUGCCAUCGGAGCUCCUUUUCAUGAAGCAGGAAGUGUGAUGAUCUGGACAGGAAGCAGUGAGGGCAUCUCUACAGAGCCGAGCCAGGUGAUCCGAGGCAGCACGGUCUCCCCUGUUUUCGGGACUUUUGGCUACUCCCUUUCUGCAGGCGGGGAUGUUGAUGGGAACUAUUACCCGGACCUGCUGGUUGGUUCUCUCGAUGAUACCGUUGUUCUGUUCAGGAGUCGACCGGUCAUCCAUUUAAAUAAAACACUCAAAGCUUCUCCGACCAUCGUGGACCCAAACAGCUGUGACUUCUGUAUACAGGUGGAAGUGUGUUUCUUCUACAUGUUCAACAGGGGAGAGAAGAGCGACAGAGACAACAUCACCAUCCUCUUCACACUGACAGCUGACAUCACUAGUGUCAAGCCCCGCCUCAAUUUUCGUGACAACGGGCAGAGCGUGUACUCUGAUUACCUGUCGAUGCCGCUGGAGGAGUGCAGGACGCUGAGAGUGGGACUGCAGAGUGUAAUCAGAGACAAAGUGGAGCCUCUGGUGUUCUCCUUGAAUGCCUCCUUGUACGAGAAGUUUCCCAAGAAAAAAAAGAAUGUGCAGGACCUGAAACGCCUCCCGGUGCUGAGUGAGACCCCCCAACCCAUCAGAACCCAGAUCCACAUCCAGAAGGACUGUGGUUCUGAUAACCGCUGCCACAGCAACCUGCAGAUGACAGCUCGGUUCACCGAUGAGAGCCAGAAAGCUUUCCCUGAGCUUGAGGGUACUCAGAUGAUGUACUUCAACUCCACCAUCAAGAGGCUGUUUCUGGAGGUUAACAUCAGCAAUACACCAUCAACAGGUCAACCAGCAGAGGAUGCUCACAACACCAUUCUGAGCAUCAGCAUCCCACCAUCACUUAUCUACUCUGGAGUAGAGACAAAGGGUGAUGCCUCGGCAGUGGUGGAGUGCUCUGUGGAGGGGACCUCUCUUCAGUGUGAGCUCGGGAACCCUUUCAGAAGCAACAACAAGGUUCAGGUUCUGAUCAAAUUUCAGCCAUCUGAGAUCAGUUUGGACACACGCGAGAUCCAGUCUGUGCUGCAGCUAUCCACGCUCAGUGAACAGCCGGAUCUGUCCCCAAUCUCCGUCUUCAUGGUGGUGGAGUAUUUGCUGCAGACAUCACUCAGUUUAAUUUCAACGUCAGGCCCCACCUCCUUCAGUGGUCAUGUGAUCGGUGAGGUGGCAAUGAAGAAGACAGAGGACAUCGGCAGCCUGCUGGUCUUGACCUUCCAGGUGCAUGUCCAGGGAAAGCCGCUGGGCCACCUGGGCACCCUGGAGGUGGAGUUUGAUUGGCCGAUGGAAGCCACCAAUGGGAAGUGGCUGCUGUACCUCACAGAGAUCCAAAUAAACGGUACUUCAGAGCCUCGCUGCUCUCCACCCGGCAACAUCAUUAAUCCUCUCAACCUCACGCUGUCAAAAGGGGAGAAGAAGAAGAUGAAGAGGAAUCUGGAUGAAAUAAACGAGGAAGAGGAGCAGACUGACAGAACUCCAACUGUCCUCCAUCUUCAGAGAAAGAAGAAGCGCUACAGUCUGGACUGUGUCCGCGGAGCGAGGUGUGUGAAGUUCGUCUGUCCUCUCGUCAGCAUGAACAACUCGGCGACUCUGACCAUCAAAGCCCGACUGUGGAACUCCACCAUGAUCGAG
This is a messenger RNA of Pundamilia nyererei, 2929 nucleotides long. RefSeq names its product integrin alpha-3-like. Gene Ontology annotation, cellular component: external side of plasma membrane; integrin complex. Lineage: Eukaryota; Metazoa; Chordata; Actinopteri; Cichliformes; Cichlidae. The transcript has 25 exons. The record is from RefSeq and is a predicted model, not a curated record. Gene Ontology annotation, molecular function: integrin binding. The annotation marks the transcript as partial. Gene Ontology annotation, biological process: cell-cell adhesion; cell-matrix adhesion; integrin-mediated signaling pathway.